Messenger RNA from Penicillium alfredii, 1626 nucleotides. RefSeq names its product asparagine--tRNA ligase SLM5. Gene Ontology annotation, cellular component: mitochondrion. The transcript is spliced from 3 exons. The coding region runs from base 1 to 1626 and encodes 541 amino acids. Gene Ontology annotation, biological process: asparaginyl-tRNA aminoacylation. Gene Ontology annotation, molecular function: nucleic acid binding; ATP binding; asparagine-tRNA ligase activity. NCBI's taxonomy places the organism in Eukaryota, Fungi, Ascomycota, Eurotiomycetes, Eurotiales, Aspergillaceae. The record is from RefSeq and is a predicted model, not a curated record.
AUGCAGACAUGGCGACGAGGCUUUGCCACGUCGGUCGCCAGACUCAACCAUAGCUCAAUUACAAGAUCUCGUCCAUCUAUUCUACGGUGCGCGCAGAUCCUCCAGGCCAGCAGAAAGGAUGGUCCUUGCAGUUUGGAAGAGCAAGAGAUCAAGGUGAAUGGCUUCAUUCGCUCGGUCCGGAAACAGAAGCGGUUUGCUUUUGCGGAAAUCUCUGAUGGCUCCACUGUAGAGCCCUUGCAAGCAAUUUUGAAGCCAGCGCAGGCUUCCGAUCUGUCCACAGGAACUGCCGUGCAGGUAUCGGGGAUAUGGAAAGCUUGUCCGCCGGGAAAAGAGCAGAGCCACGAGCUCCAAACGACCGACGUGACCGUUGUCGGCGCAUCGGACUCAGAGACGUUUCCGAUUCAGAAGAAAUACCAUAGUCCCGAUUUCCUGCGUCAGAUCCCCCAUCUCCGCAUCCGCACACCCUUCAACUCGCUUCUCUCGCGGUUCCGGUCCGAGUGCCUAUUCCAGCUGGGCAUCGUCUUUCACUCGCUCCCUGAUGGCGCAUUUACGCAGGUGCAGCCCCCGAUUAUCACAUCUUCCGAUUGUGAAGGGGCUGGCGAAACGUUCACCUUGGUACCACGCGGCGACGCGGCUGGAUCCAGUGCCGACACCGAGCAUUUCUUCCGGGCGCCCAAAUAUCUUACUGUAUCGUCGCAGCUUCACCUCGAAGCGUAUGCGGCUGAGCUAGGAAAUGUGUGGACCCUGGCACCCGUGUUUCGCGCAGAGAAGAGCGACACUCCCCGCCAUCUCAGCGAGUUCUACAUGCUCGAGGCCGAGGUCAAUUUCAUGUCUGACCUCGACGCCCUCACGGGUUUAGUGGAACACAUGCUGCGCGACCUGACGCGUCGAUUGUACCAUACUACUGUUGGGCAGGAGAUCUUGUCUGCAAAGCGGUCCGGAGAGUCCGGGAAAGAGGACGGUGUAGAAGAGUCAGGCCUCUCUCUGCAGCAGAGGUGGUCUGACCUGAUGGAUGGGCCCAAAUGGCACCGGGUUACCUACACCCAAGCAGUGGAAAUGCUCCAGCGAGCAGUCGCCGAGGAUGGCGCCUCCUUCGAGCACGCUCCCACCUGGACCGGGGGGCUACAGCUCGAGCACGAAAAGUACAUCGUGGAGGUACUACACCAGGGCCGCCCAGUCUUUGUGACAGACUACCCGAAAUUCAUCAAGCCGUUCUACAUGGCCCCGUCUGGCAGCUCCGGCACUACAGAAGGCAGUGAUAAAUUCGGCGAGACAGUGGCCUGCUUCGACCUGCUUCUCCCAGAGAUCAGCGAAGUCGCGGGCGGCUCCCUGCGCGAGCACCGUCUGCCCGAGAUUAUCCAAAACAUGCGCGACCACGGCCUGAUCAAGCCCCGCGUGCUCUCUGACUCCGAGGCUGCAGCCCCGAGUGAGCCCUUAUACCCCCAUCUCUCCCCGACAGAGGAUCUCAGCCAUCUGCAGUGGUACGCAGACCUGCGACGCUGGGGCUCGGCACCGCACGGCGGCUUUGGGCUUGGGUUCGACCGGUUUCUGGGGUACUUGGCCGGCGUAUCGAGUGUGCGAGAUGUGGUUUCGUUCCCGAGAUAUUUCGGUCGGGCGGACUGCUAA